Cornus florida is the source of this 684-nucleotide messenger RNA. RefSeq lists its product as uncharacterized. The transcript has a single exon. Lineage: Eukaryota; Viridiplantae; Streptophyta; Magnoliopsida; Cornales; Cornaceae. The coding region runs from base 1 to 684 and encodes 227 amino acids. The record is from RefSeq and is a predicted model, not a curated record.
AUGAGAUAUUUACCCUACAGAAAUCAGUUCCUAACUGAGGUUUAUAGUCUAAGCACUGACUGUUGGAGAAGAAUUGAUGUUGCCCCUUCAUGUUAUUUUGCUGGUACGAGACCUGCAAUUGUGAAUGGAGCAGCAUAUUGGAUUGGAUUGAAGAAAACUGAGGGGGGUUUUGAUUUUUUACUUUUGCGUUUUGAAUUGUGUGAUGAGGUUUUUGAGGAGGCAAUGCUGCCAGAUGAUGCUAAAUGUAGUUAUCCUUGCACCCCUGUUUGGGGGAAAUUACUGUUCGGUUUUUUUCGAUUUGAAGGGAGUGAAGGUUGUGAAAUAUGGACAAUGGAUUGUGGCAAAAUGGGUUCUUGGACAAAACAAUUUACUGUUAACUCACGGGGCAUAGUAGGUAAGCUGCUACGCUUGGGAAGGAGUGGUGAACAGCUAAAAGUGAACCUCAUGAAUGAUUUGGUAUCUUAUAAUUUUGAGACCCAAAGAGCCAACGAUUUAGGAAUCAAUGCAAAUUAUCUGACCUUCUGUGCAUAUUCUUAUGUGGAGAGUUUAAUUCAACUUGAUGUUGGAAAGAGUCUUUUUCCACUUGAUGAUAAUGGGAAUCAACAAUGUGAAUUAGCCUGCAGAAAAAGUAAAGGAGAUGCAGCUAUUUACAAGGAACAACUCAAGAAGCAGCAUGGAUUUUGA